Molecule: messenger RNA, 1733 nt
Organism: Leptosomus discolor (cuckoo roller)
Lineage: Eukaryota; Metazoa; Chordata; Aves; Leptosomiformes; Leptosomidae
Source: RefSeq, a predicted model, not a curated record
UUCAUAUGAUGAGGCUUUUAUUAUGGCCAGUGACCCCUUGGAAGGCUUUCAUGAAGUGAACCUCGCUUCGCCUACUACACCAGAUCUCCUUGGAGUAAAUGAGCCAGGGACUCAGGAACAAACUACCUCACCCAGUGUUAUCUACCGACCACAUCCUUCUGUUGUGUCCUCUGCACCAAUCCAACCCAACGCGUUAAAUGUCUCUGACCUUCCCACACAACCUGUUUAUUCAUCUCCCAGACAACUGAAUUGUGGAGACGUAUCAGGUGUCAGCAUCAAUGUUACCGACGCAGUACUUUGUUCUACCUCUGGACCCCAGGGUGGGUCAUUCAAUCACAAUAAUUCCAGAAAGGAGAGCAAUAACGUAGAGAGAGAGUUUUUGCAGGGUGCUACAGUAGCAGAUGUUGCUGAAGGAAAUGAAGAUAUUUUUGGGUUGAGUACAGACAGUUUAUCUCACUUACGGAGCCCAUCUGUACUGGAAGUAAGAGAAAAGGGCUAUGAACGAUUGAAAGAAGAACUUGCAAAAGCUCAGAGGGAGCUGAAGUUAAAAGAUGAAGAAUGUGAAAGGCUUUCUAAAGUGCGAGAUCAACUUGGACAGGAGUUGGAAGAACUUACAGCUAGUCUGUUUGAGGAAGCACACAAAAUGGUUAAAGAAGCUAAUGUCAAACAAGCUGCAGCAGAAAAACAGUUAAAAGAAGCACAAGGAAAAAUUGAUGUCCUCCAGGCUGAAGUAGCAGCAUUGAAAACACUAGUACUGUCUACUUCACCGACAUCUCCAACUAAGGAGUUUCAGUCUAGUGGAAAAACUCCUUUUAAGAAAGGCCAUGCAAGAAACAAGAGUACAAGCAGUGCUAUGGGUGGCAGUCAUCAGGACCUCACCAUGAUGCAGCCAAUUGUAAAGGACUGUAAAGAGGCUGACCUGUCUUUGUACAAUGAAUUCAGAUCUUGGAAGGAUGAGCCUACUAUGGACAGAACAUGUCCUUUCUUGGACAAAAUUUACCGGGAAGAUAUUUUUCCAUGUUUAACCUUCUCAAAAAGUGAGUUGGCCUCAGCUGUUCUGGAAGCUGUUGAAAACAACACUCUGAGCAUUGAACCUGUUGGCUUGCAACCUGUUCGAUUUGUGAAAGCUUCUGCAGUUGAAUGUGGGGGACCAAAGAAAUGUGCUCUCAGUGGACAAAGUAAGUCAUGCAAGCAUAGAAUCAAAUUAGGAGAUUCAAGCAGUUAUUACUACAUUUCUCCUUUCUGUCGUUACAGGAUCACUUCGGUGUGUAACUUCUUUACGUAUAUUCGAUACAUCCAGCAAGGACUGUUGAAGCAGCAAGAUGUAUGUUUAAUGAUAUUUCUGUCUUUUUUUUUUCUUUUAGUGGAUCAGAUGUUCUGGGAAGUUAUGCAGCUGAGAAGAGAGAUGUCACUAGCAAAACUUGGCUAUUACAAGGAAGAGCUCUAAAUCUUUUUACUCUUGCGCAUGCAUGAACUUCAUUGAAUAUGCAUAAUUAAAAUCGCUGAAUCUUUUUUUGUCACUUGAUAUUUAUUUCCACAAAGUGGGUCCAAGAUCUUUCUCCUCUUGCAGAUUGCACUAAGAAGUACUGUGAUUGUUUUAAACUGACCUAUGCUGUCUUUGCGUACAUCGAAUACUUUUAGUUGAACAAAUGUGGUAAGCACUUGCAGGUGUAUUAGUGAUUGUAAUUUACAUUUAAAAACAAAACUUCUGAUUAAAGUGUUAGUCUGAUGCA